This is a messenger RNA of Nerophis ophidion (straightnose pipefish), 817 nucleotides long. Its product is annotated as galactose-specific lectin nattectin-like. Gene Ontology annotation, molecular function: signaling receptor activity. The record is from RefSeq and is a predicted model, not a curated record. The coding region runs from base 150 to 629 and encodes 159 amino acids. The transcript is spliced from 7 exons. Lineage: Eukaryota; Metazoa; Chordata; Actinopteri; Syngnathiformes; Syngnathidae.
AGUGCUGUUUAAUUGUGGGUGUGCGAUGUGCCCUUCAUGAAUCACGUGUCAUAGUCAGCAUUCCAUGCCGGUAUCACGCUGACUAUAAAAGAGCAGCCCGUUCUCUCUCUCAGUACAUCUUCUCAGCAGCAAGCUCCAAUAGUGCAGAGAUGGCUUUGACUUUUGGUGUGGUACUCCUCCUUUGCGGGAUCGGGGGAAUCAUGGCUUGCGCAAGCGAGUGCAAAAACCCUUCUUGUCCAGACGGCUGGUUCCUGCUGAAUGAUCGCUGUUUCAUCUUCGUAGAACAACCAAGGAAUUUCACAGAAGCAGAGAAAGUUUGCAUCUUAAAAGGCGGAAACCUGGCGUCUAUCCGAAAUGCUCUGGAGAACGAGCUAGUCAAAGCACUUAUAGUAGAGGCGGGCUUUGCAGCUGGAAGCACCUGGAUUGGAUUCAGUGACGCAAUAACGGAGGGCGAGUUUCUCUGGACUGAUGGCUCUGCAUUCAAAUUCACUGACUUUGCGCCUACGCAGCCAGACAACUUCAAUAUGAGUGAGGACUGUGGAGAGAUUAACAUCACAACUCAAUGGAAUGACGACGACUGCUUCGAUCUGAACAACUUUGUCUGCGCCAAAGAUGUGUCCUGCCAUUAGUAAUCCUCGUCUCAUCCACAAUAUUCUAAGACGACACUGAACUUCGAUGUAGUGUCCCUCGACCAAGAAUUAUCAUCGCCUUUUCUUCUUUUCCUUUAACGUGGUUCCAUGUUUCCAUGAUUGUCAGUCAAACUAAUUCGCAAGAUUCAACGGGUUUUCUGCAAUAAACAAGUUUAUCUAUCAAUGCA